UCAAAAAAUACAUAUUUUAACACACAUAGGUUAUAUCUCUACAUAUUUGCUAGGAAACUUUGUUUCAAGAAAAAUAUUUAGGGCUUGGAAACUUUGUGUGAAGAAAAUAUUUAGGGCUUGGAAACUUUCUUUGUGAGAAGAAAAAUAUUUAGGGCUUGGAAACUUUGUGUAGAGUAACAACAUGAAGAAUAACAAGAAGGAUGAAGGUGUAGGACAAAAGGGUAUACCAAUUCAUAGUCAAGUUAUGAAGAUCAAGCAAGAAUCAGAGAAAAUAUUUGAUUGGUCACCUGGUAAGCCUGAGAUAAGACCUGUUCUAAGGGAGAUUUCGCGACGAAUUUCGCGGUCACCGUUGGGAAUUUCAGGCCAAGCUAUUUCAGUUGGUGAUUCAUAGAGUUUAUAAGGUUUUGGAUUAGUCUUAUAUGAUGAUGAUGAUGAUGAUGAUGAUGAUGUAUGGAGAUUGUAGAGGGAGGUUUUGUAUGCUUCCCCUGUUUCUUUCUCUGUUUUCCUCUGUUUUUUAAUCAGAGAUAUUUAGAUAUUUAGUUAUAUUUUUCUUUUUGUAAAUAGAAAUAAUAGUAUUAUUGAAUAUAUGAUUUUGUUUUUGUUUUAGUGUUA
Messenger RNA from Medicago truncatula (barrel medic), 612 nucleotides. RefSeq lists its product as uncharacterized. The coding region runs from base 182 to 391 and encodes 69 amino acids. NCBI's taxonomy places the organism in Eukaryota, Viridiplantae, Streptophyta, Magnoliopsida, Fabales, Fabaceae. The record is from RefSeq and is a predicted model, not a curated record. The transcript has a single exon.